Molecule: messenger RNA, 2854 nt
Organism: Pseudonaja textilis
Lineage: Eukaryota; Metazoa; Chordata; Lepidosauria; Squamata; Elapidae
Gene: NECTIN4
Product: nectin cell adhesion molecule 4
Biological process (GO): heterophilic cell-cell adhesion; homophilic cell-cell adhesion
Cellular component (GO): adherens junction
Source: RefSeq, a predicted model, not a curated record
ACAAGCACAAGCGCCUCAGCGGAGUUCACCACAACUUUCAUGCGGGAUCUGGAAGGAGAGAAACCCACUGCUCGCCCCCCCAUCCAACCACCCCAACCUGGAUGCCCACCAAAGACGCCUGUGGACCCCGGCUUUCCUCCAGGCAGUCGGUGACAACACUAUGGGACUCCGCGCUUCUCUCCUGCGGGCGUGAGCGGGUGUAUGUGUGUGUGUGGCACACACAAGUGGAGAGUGUGGCCAAUUCCUUCGCUCGGGUUUGCCGGUGAGAAGCCAAGGACGGAUUGUUAGAGCUUGUCAAGACUUUCGGGGGGGACUGAGGGCAAGUGUGCAAGGCACGUUUUGUGGCCCCUGGCACCAACACCAACAAUCCCCCUCUCCUUGGCACACCAUGUUGUGGAACCUCUGCCUGUUGGUCCUGCCAAUCUCUGGUCUGCUGGCCCGAGUGUUGGAGACCCCGAGCAGCGUGACGGCGGUGUUUGGCAAAGACGUGGUCCUCCCCUGCGGCUAUCAGGCCACGCAGGGCGAGACGGUGCUGCAGGUCACCUGGCUGAAACGCGGGGACAGUGGGAAGAGCACAGAGUUGGCGGUCCUGAAUUCGGAGCACGGGGUCCACAUCCAGGAUGCCUAUGCGGGCCGGGUGCUACGGCAGGGGCAGGGGUCCCUGGUGAAUGGCUCCAUCCUGCUGAAGAACGCGGUGCAGGCCGACGAGGGCGCCUAUGAAUGCCACCUCAUCACCUUCCCCCAGGGCAACUUCGAGUCCCGCCUGGCCCUCAAGGUUCUAGUGCCCCCAUUGCCAAUUCUGAACCUUGGGCCUCCACUAGAGGAAGGGCAGGGCCGCACGUUGGCCGCCUCCUGCACAGCAGAAGGGAACCCAGUCCCCUCCAUCACCUGGGAGACCGAAAUCCGCGGCGUAUCCAAUACCCAGGAAUCCUCGCACUCCCGCUCAGCCUCAGUCACCAGCGAAUUCUACGUGGUCCCUGGGCGCAGCAUGCACGGCAAGGCCUUGACCUGCGUGGUUUCGCAUCCAGGACUGCAGCACCUGAAGAGGAUCACCCACACCCUCAGUGUGGCCUACCUCUCGGAUGCCUCCAUCCUGGGCCUGGAGGCCGAGCAGGACUGGACGGAAGGCCAGGAAGGGGCUUCUUUGAAGUGCCUCGGAGAUGGGAACCCACCGCCCACCUACAACUGGUCUCGGCUCAAUGAGUCCCUCCCCAGGGGAGUGAGGAUCAAAGGGGAUACCUUGCUCUUCCAGAGACCCCUCAAAACCGGAGACAAAGGGGUUUACAUCUGCCGAGUAUCCAACAGCUUUGCAGCCAAGGAAGUGAGGGCUGUGGUGGGCAUCAAAGAACUCCCAGCCCCACAGGUAGACGUGGUCUCCAUCUCCAUGAUCGGGGUGGGCAUCAUUUCGGUGGUCUUGCUCAGCCUCCUGAUUCUGGUGAUCAUCCUCAUGACAUGCUACCACAAGCGGAAGACCAAGCGCAUCACCAAGAAAUAUGAGGAAGAACUGACUUUGACCCGGGAAAAUUCAAUCCGGCGCCUGCAUUCGAGCCACAGCACGGAGACACGGCAUCAGAUCGAAGAAAACCUUCCCCUGAGGUCGGAGAGCCGGCAAGGGAGUUUCCGCGGGGACAGCCUGUGCCGGGACAGCAGACAGGGCAGCUUUCGCACAGACAGCUUCCGGGAAACCAGCCUCUGUUCAGUGAUGGGAGAAGAAGCCGAGGGACGCAGCUACUCAACCUUAUCAACCGUCCGGGAAAUCGAGACCCAGACCGAGCUUCCCCCGCCACCCCCAACCCCUGUCCCAGAAGAUCAGACGGAGGAGAAGGAGAAAGAGAAGGAGAAGGAGAAAGAGAAAGAAGAAGAGGAAGAGCGGAACGACGAAAACAAUAUCAAGCAAGCAAUGACUCACUUUGUCCAAGAGAACGGCACUCUCCGAGCGAAGCCCACCUCCAACGGCAUCUACAUUAAUGGGCGGGGACACUUGGUCUGACACUCGUGCCCCCUUCCCUGCCGGAUUCCCAGAUCCGAGCCACUCUGAGCCCUCAUCCUAACUGCUUACUGGUGCCUCUUUUGGGGGGGGGGGGGCAAAGAUCUCAUGGGACUCAGGCCCUCUCCUGAGCCACUGGUCCACCCCAGCCGCAGGCUCUCCACCUUGAGAUCUCCUGAAGGCCCCUUCCUUCUUCCCAAGACUUUGGCCAACGUAGAAGCCAACUUCUCCUCUAACACGGAAGACAUCCUGAAGAUGCUCGGAAGCCACUUCAGGAACUGGGAGCCUCGGGUUUCCCCUGUCCCCCACCCCCCCAACUGUUCUGGGCUGCCUCUUUGUAUGAACUCAUUUUGGAGUCUUUUGUGGCCAGGGAUGACUCAGGUAAUGGGGGGAGAAGGACAAGCAAGAUGUCCCUUCAGGGCUCUUCAGGUGACUCAGCUGGGCUCAGGGGCAAAAUCAUAGAAACUCCUGUGUCUUUUCUAGCAAUUAUUAUACUUAACUGUUGUUGCCGUUGUUAAGAUGGCCCUUGGUCCAUCUUUGGACAAAGGUUCCCACAGGCCACCAGCUGUUAAAAAGAUGAGCUCAAUUUUAAUUAUUAUUUUUAUUUGUGUAUUAUUAAUAUGAACCGGGCAAGGAACAUUUUCCACUGUUAAGUUUCAAGGACUUCCCAGGAAAUGCUGAAGAAAGUACCUGGAGGCACCCACAGAAGUCCUAGUUCUGCUGGGUCAACGAUCUUGAAUAACAUGCUUCUGCUCGGCCUGCACCAUGGGACCAGUGGUUCUACAACUCCCAAAGCCAUUUAGAGCAGAGGUCUCAAAACUUGGCGACUUUAAGACUUCUGGACUUCAACUCCCAGAAUUCUCCAGC